AAUGGGAGUUCGUGCUGUUGGAGGCGGAGGAAGGAAUGCUGGUGGAUGCUUAUUACCAUGGCUGUCAAACCCAGUGACGAUAAUGUUAGAUAAAACAUCCCUUUUCAUGUAAGAUUUACGAGGAUGACUUGCACCAUGUCCGCUGCAGCUGUCGCGGUAUGGCUCGGUACGGUGGUCACCAUCUUGUCGAGAUCGCACGCAGACCGUAACGUCUACCCAUCCGCGGGAGUGCUAUUCGUCCAUGUUCUGGAGAGAGAGUACUUCAAAGGAGAGUUUCCUCCCUACCCAAAAUCAGGUGAUGCCGGCAAUGACCCGAUCACUUUCAAUACCAACCUGAUGGGCUACCCCGACAGGCCGGGCUGGCUGCGCUACAUCCAGAGGACCCCGCACAGCGAUGGCGUGCUCUACGGCUCCCCCACUGCAGAGCAUGUUGGCAAGGCCACCGUCAUAGAGAUUACUGCCUAUAACAGACGCACUUUCGAGACGGCACGGCACAACUUGGUCAUAAACAUCAUGGCCACGGAAGAGUUCCCUCUGCCCUAUCAGGCUGAGUUUUACAUCAAAAACAUGAAUGUGGAAGAGAUGCUGGCCAGUGAGGUGCUGGGGGACUUCCUGGGAGCAGUGAAGAACAUAUGGCAGCCUGAGCGCCUCAAUGCCAUCAACAUCACCUCAGCACUGGACCGUGGCGGCCGCGUGCCCCUGCCCAUAAACAACCUCAAGGAAGGAGUGUAUGUGAUGGUCGGUGCUGAUGUUCCCUUCUCGUCGUGCCUGCGGGAGGUGGAAAGCCCACAUAACCAGCUGCGCUGCAGUCAGGAGAUGGAACCUGUCAUCAGCUGUGACAAGAAAUUCCGAGCUCAGUUUCACAUUGAUUGGUGCAAGAUUUCUCUGGUCGACAUCAACAGAGUGGUCCCAGUAUACAUUACCCGUCCCGACCCGGGCACUGGGAUCCUGCCUGAAUUUGGGGAAUACGACCCCCCUUCUGAGUCACUGAAGACUAGAGACUACUUUUCAGACUUCCUUAUCACACUGGCCGUUCCCUCUGCUGUGGCACUAGUCCUCUUCUUCAUCCUCGGCUACUCUAUGUGCUGCAGACGGGAAGGGGUGGAAAAAAGAAACAUGCAAACACCAGACAUCCAGCUGGUUCACCACAGCUCCAUCCAGAAGUCCAGCAAGGAGCUGCGGAGCAUGUCUAAGAACCGGGAGAUAUCAUGGCCCCUGUCCACCCUGCCCGUCUUCAAUCCAGUGAGCGGCGAGGUGGUGCCGCCCAUACACCCUGACAACUACGAGACCACCAGCAUGCCCCUCAUGCAGACACAGACGAAUCUGCAAAACCAGAUUACGAUACCACAGCAACGGCCAUCAGGAGAUAGUUAUGUCAUGUCAACCUUUCGGAGGCUGGAGGUAAAUGGUAUUCCUGAGGAGAGAAAGGUGGCCGAAGCACUGAACUUGUGACCAGAGACACCAGUGUUGGAGCAGAUUUCAUAUCUAUAGUUUUGCUUUUUCUAACAUUUGUGCCAAUCUGCAUGCCUCAGAGGUGUCUUUACAAAGAUUUAUCAUCCAUAUGCACUUACACCUUGAACAGUGAGAGUGUGGAAGAGAACAAAAAAGCUUAGCUGAUUAUAUAUAUUAUAAUAAAUUAGAAUAUUUUGAAAUAUUUGUGUAAAUGUUCAAACUAUGUUUGUAUUUUUACUUGCUUUCCACAAUGGACCGCUUAGAGAAAAGGGGAGUUUUACAUGGGAAUGCUUUAGUUGUCAUGUGUUAUUAAUAAUGUUAUGUGUCACAUGAUAACAAUAAAUUCUUUCAAAGUAA
This is a messenger RNA of Dicentrarchus labrax (European seabass), 1809 nucleotides long. RefSeq names its product sarcoglycan, epsilon (gene sgce). Lineage: Eukaryota; Metazoa; Chordata; Actinopteri; Moronidae. Gene Ontology annotation, cellular component: sarcoglycan complex; membrane. Gene Ontology annotation, molecular function: calcium ion binding. The record is from RefSeq and is a predicted model, not a curated record. The transcript is spliced from 12 exons. The coding region runs from base 124 to 1452 and encodes 442 amino acids.